AUGGCCUACCAUCUGCCAUUCUCCGAGAUGUACGUCCAGAAGGGUGCGCCUCUGUCUCGGUAUCGGGGCUAUGAUGCUGAGGAUUCGUUCCUGCUUCCGAUCUUCCUGGCGGUCGCCGACCCGCGACCCCGUGUCGUGACGAUGACCCCAAUCACGAGCAACAGAUGGCGGGAUGCGAUGGCGCGGCAGAGGGAAGAUGGCACGACAAGGCACAUGCCCCCGAUGGCCGCCGACCUCUGCCUGCGUUGCUCUCUGUUGUUGAUAUUGGAUGACACGACGGCUGAGCGGAGGCGAGAGGGCGAAUUCGGAGCCCUUGCAGGCUUGCUGGUGACGGUAGCGAACAAUGCUCUCGCGGACAUCAAGCCGACUCCACAGUGGGAACCAUGA
Molecule: messenger RNA, 387 nt
Organism: Colletotrichum graminicola M1.001
Lineage: Eukaryota; Fungi; Ascomycota; Sordariomycetes; Glomerellales; Glomerellaceae
Exons: 2
Coding region: 1-387 (128 amino acids)
Source: RefSeq, a predicted model, not a curated record